AUGGCGAUGAUGAUGACUGGCCGUGUGCUGCUGGUGUGUGCCCUCUGCGUGCUGUGGUGCGGUGUAUGUGCGGUGGAAGUGUCAAUGGCCGAUGAUUCUGAAAAUACCGAUGUAAGCCAGGGUUCAGCAAAGGGGCCACCGUCUGAACUCGCAGGCAGAAAUAACGGAAAACAGGAAUCUUCAGACCAAGUCAGUCAAGGGCUCCAAAACGUGGGUGAAGCGUUGAAUUCAAAAAAAGAAGCGGCUGGUAAUCAGAGGAAGGAUCCGAAAAUAGAGACACCAACGGCCGACAAAUCAAUGGACGACAAAGGAGAAGCAGAGAAAGAACAAAUAGGGGGAAGUGCAGGAGAAGAAAGUGGAGAAUUACUUGAAGAACGGGAAGCGCCGCUGGAUGGACAAGGUGGCGAAGGACAAGCAAGACAGGCAGGCAAUGGUUCGGCGAAAGUGGGAGGUCACUCAUCAGCAACAACGCCAUCAGGAGGGGAACGAAAAGGAACUGGCGAACCAUCACCGCCAGGAUCUUUAUUGCCGCCAGCAUCAACACAGGGAAAUGGAGCAGCACCACCAGCUUCACUGCAAGGUGCACCAGCAGCGACAAUGAAAACAAAUGAAAAAACAGUGGAAAACCCCAGAGCAGAACCAGAAAAAGAAAAGCUAAGCAGUGAAGAUGACGUGCCAGAGCAAACGUCUCAAGGAGUCAAUGACGGCGUGGAGCCAAACAAUGAUUCACAAAAAAAGGAAAAUGUUUCCGUCGCACUAAAAGAACAGAAUGGUGAAUCGGACGGUGAUUCUGAAUCAACACAACCACGACACUUAGCUGUUGAUAAUGCCUCUAAUAUGGACGCAGAAAGGGGCACUGAAAUAGGAUUGCCGAAGAAUAACCCUACAGCUAACAGUGCAGUAACAGAAGGUGCAAAAAGAGGUGACAAUAAACAUGGCAACAGGAAGGAAACACCGGUAGAAGCCACAGCUAUAACAAAUGACACAGCACGUACAGGCGACAGUGACGACAGCACCGCUGUCUCCCACACCACCUCCCCUCUUUUGCUUCUUCUUCUUCUUGUUGUCGCGUGUGCGGCUGCUGCUGCGGUGGUGGCCGCGUGA
Trypanosoma cruzi is the source of this 1104-nucleotide messenger RNA. Its product is annotated as mucin-associated surface protein (MASP), putative. The record is from RefSeq and is a predicted model, not a curated record. Lineage: Eukaryota; Euglenozoa; Kinetoplastea; Trypanosomatida; Trypanosomatidae. The transcript has a single exon. The coding region runs from base 1 to 1104 and encodes 367 amino acids.